AUGGAACAACAUAUAAGGCCUGCUCGGCCCAAACGCAGGGCUAAAGGAGAGGUGGGGUCCGGGUGUCAUAGAGACGAAGCCCUAAUCGGUGGCAUCAUCGCCAGAGCCCAGAGCCGUCCCCCCUCCCCAUCCCUGGGAUCACCAACUCCUCUCCCCCUCCCUCCCCCCGCCGCCGCCGCCAUGGAGCCCGCCCCCGCGUCGCCCGAUCCGGCGCCCCGCUCCCCGGCGCCGUCGCCGGCCAAGAGGUCCGCCUGGAAGCAGCCCUCCCGCUCCGCCGCCGCAGCCAACGGCGCCCCGCACGCCGACGCGCCGCCGCCGCCGGCCGUCAUGGACGCCGACCACUGGCCCGCGCUCGCCGACGCCGCCAGGACCAAGACCCUGCUCCCGGCCCCCGCGCCCCCCUCUGACUCCCCCAAGCCUCCCCCGGACCCCGCCAACGCCGCCGCCGCCUCAUCGGCCAUGGCGAACCAGUCCAACUCGCCCCGGCACGGCGGCUCCGGGACGCACCACGGCCGCCACAAGACGGCUAGGCGCGGGGGCUCCGGCGGCAGCGGCGGCGGUGGGGACCACUCCCCGCGGGAUCACCAGGAGAGGGGCGCAGGCGGCUGGGACCAUGGCGGCGGCGGGAGGGGUGGCCAGAGAAGCCACCACAACAACGGCGGCAGGAGGGGCGGUGGCAACGGUGGCCCGGGCGGCCCAGGAGGUGGUGGAGUUCCUCACCACGGAGGGUUUGGGGGCCGCCGGAGAGGCGGGUUUGAUGGUGGCUUCUACCGUGGCCCAGCAGCAAUGGGCAUGGGGCCGUACAUGCGGGGGGCACCGCCGCCGCCCCCUCCGCUGACCGUCGCUCCUCAAUUCAUGGGCCCCCCUCCUCCCGGCUCGCAUGUGCGAGCCUUUGCUGGACCGAUGAUGGCGUUCCAUGAUAUGCCAUCGCCCGUGUCUCCUGUUUCCCCAAUGUACUUUGUUGGGCCUCCGCCGCUUCCGGAGGCUCUCAGGGGAAUGUUCGCACCUCAUAUGGUCGGGCCACCUGCUUAUCCCUACUUCCAGCCCCAGGCUGAGCUUGAGCCUGAACCUGAGCCUGAGCCUGAACCUGAGCCUGAGCCUGAGCCCAAGGCUGAUCCGGAUUCUGAGGCUAAUCCCCGCCAGAAGCUGCAGAAGCAGUUUGAGUUCUACUUCAGCAAGGAUAACUUAUGUGGAGAUGUUUACUUGCGGCAACAUAUGGAUGAGGAGGGCUUUGUAUCGGUCCCUUUUAUGUCAACUUUCAAUAAGGUCCGGGGAAUCACUGCCGAUAUUCCUAACGCCAAUUUGCAGUAUAUAAUAGAAACAAUUCAGUCCUCGUCUAUACUGGAAGUGAAGGGCGACAAAGUUAGGAGGAAAGAUGACUGGGACAAAUGGUUAAUUCCGAAAGAGAGCAACCCUAAUAUUCCGUCAAGCUCUGCAGCAGCUGUGCCAAGCCCCAGCACCAAUGUGAAUGAUCUGACAGCACAGCUUGGAGGUGUGGGCCUGCAAGAACCAGCUGGCCCUAGUAGCACGGUGGACCAGAACCAUCAUGAGGUAGUCCAGAAUGGAUCGGCUUCCAGCAAUAACCCAGCACCGGCAGCUGAAGAAAGCGCUGGUCAGCGCUAGCCACACACCGUCUCGUUAUCACACUAUGACUGCAAGGGUUUUUGUCCGAGCGCGAGUGACGAGAGUAGAAAUGAUGAUGAUACUUUGCGAUUUUUGGAAGGUGGUAUGCUUGCGGGGUUGCAUUAGACUGACAAGCGGGUUCGUUUUGCGGGGUUGAUGUGGCUUUCUGGUUAUUGGUGAAAAUCGGCCUACUAGCUGAAACGAUAGGCGGCCAAACAAAAAGGUUUAUCGUGUAGGGGGGCAUCAAACGCGAUGAGGGGGAGAAGCUGAAGAAGAGGAUGGAAAGACGCUGCUGAUUAGGGCUAGUUGCUUAGUGUGCGGUUCCCGACCGCUGUCGGUUAUUUUGGCUAUGUGGGUUAUUGAAGUCCAAAACUCUGUCGGUUUCUUCCCCCCAUUUGGAUUGGAUGUAAACCUCCAUUUUUUGACGGAGGAGGAUGAUGUGAUGAACUUUCUUGUCAGCUGUUUCGCCAAACGAGAAUGUUGUACAACUCCUUGGUGUACUAUUUUACAGACAUUUCCUCU
Messenger RNA from Triticum urartu, 2145 nucleotides. RefSeq lists its product as uncharacterized. Gene Ontology annotation, molecular function: RNA binding. The record is from RefSeq and is a predicted model, not a curated record. Lineage: Eukaryota; Viridiplantae; Streptophyta; Magnoliopsida; Poales; Poaceae.